GUUUCCACCCCCUCUAACAAUAGCACUUAGCAAUUAAUUAACCACCAAAUUAACCACUCUCUUCUAUCUUUCUCUCUCUAGCUAGGCAAGAGAAGGAGGGCAUAAGGUUAUAUAAGAGUUGACAAGAGAGAGAGGCAUCCAAAAGACAAAGCCGGCUAGGUUUUUUCCACACAUCUCUCUCUCUCUCUCUCUUUGUUCUUUGUGUGUGUGUAUGGGUGUUAAUUUUCUCUCUUGUCUCUAGAGAGAGAAAGCUAGCUUACUAUCUAGGCUUUGCCUGUCCAUUGAUUAGAGGCCAAAAGAAACUUCCGUUGAUUAGAUUAGCUAGCUAGAGAGUAGUAGCUGCCGGAUCCAUCUCUUCUCUUCCAUUUGUUAUAUGUGCAAGGCAAAACGCCUCUCUCUCUCUCUCUCUCUCUCUAUAGCCAGCGUAGCGUAGCUCCACUUGUCCCUCUCCCUCUCCUCCCGCCAUAAAAACCACAGAGCCAGCCUCCCUCCCUACCUGCCUGCCUGCCUGCCACUCUCUUCCUCUCCCUCCCUCCCUCUCUCCACGCCUUCCUUUGCUUCGGCGACAUGCAAGCGUCGGCCAUGGAGCUAGUGCUAUUCCGGGAGGAGCGGACCGUGGACGAUCGGCCGCAGCAGCACGGGGGCGCCGUCGUGAAGCGGAAGCGCACCAAGAGGCCGCGCCACCAGACGCCGCCGGUGGCCUGCUCCUCGGCGUCCUCCUCCGAGAGCACCACCACCGAGGAGGAGGACAUGGCCCACUGCCUCAUCCUCCUCGCCCAGGGCGCCGCGCCGCCCGUCGACUCGAGGCCGCCGCCACCCGCCCUCGCCACGGUGCCGCAGGAGGCUCGGCAGGGGACGCCGUCGCUUCCUCCGCCCGGCCCUCUGCCGGCGCCGGCGACCAAGACGGAGAGGUACACCAGCCGCAAGUACACGGAGGCGGCCACCACCGCGGACGGCGUCAGGGCCGGCUUCUACGUGUACGAGUGCAAGACGUGCAACAAGUGCUUCCCCACCUUCCAAGCCCUCGGCGGCCACCGCGCCAGCCACAAGAAGCCACGCCUCGCCGGCGCCGACGACGACAUCGCCGCAAACGCCACAACCGUCGCCAUCGCCAAGCUGUCCAAGCCGCCGGCGAUGAAGACGGCGUCGCCACCGCUGGCGCAGAUGACGACAGCAUCGCCGCCUCCGCCUCCGCCGCCUCAGGUCGACGCCGCCCCGGACGUGACCACCGUGCUGAGCCUCAACAACGGCGGCAGCGCCGUUUCCAACGCUGUCAAUACCAACAGGCUCCGGGUGCACGAGUGCUCCAUAUGCGGCGCCGAGUUCGCCUCCGGGCAGGCGCUCGGAGGGCACAUGCGACGCCACCGGCCGCUACACGCUCCGGCCGAUCGCGCCACCGCCACUGCCACCGCGGGGGUGACCGCGAUCACCGUGUCCACGACGAAGAAAGGCAGCGUCCCGGCCGGAAUCAACCUGGAGCUUGACCUCAACCUGCCGGCCCCGUCCGACGAGGAGUGCGUCUCACACCCGGCACCACCACCACCACCACCAUCGGCGCCACCGGUGGUGCUCGGCCUCGGGCCCUUCGACAGCGGCAAGAAACGGCUCAUGCUCACGGCCGCUUCCGCCGCGCUGGUGGAUUGCCAUUAUUGAUCGGCACGUCGCAUGCAGCUGGCCAGCCUCACGAAUUCUUUACUUUCCUUAACACCGAUUGAUUGUUCGAUCAUUCUUCUUCUUCUUCCUCCUCCUCUUCUAUACAUACUUACAAAUUUGCUCCUUGGAACAUACUACAUAUCAAGGAAAAUUGUAACAUACUACAAUUGAUUCUUUCGAUUCUUUGGGCGUAAGGUUGACUAUAGGAAACUACAUAUAUAAUUGACAUCCACAUGUAUAUGUACCAUGUAAACACGAUCGAGCAUGUAUAUUGGUGCUGAAAUAUUAUAAAUGGGAAUGAAAAAAUUCCACUUUGUGA
Molecule: messenger RNA, 1972 nt
Organism: Hordeum vulgare subsp. vulgare (domesticated barley)
Lineage: Eukaryota; Viridiplantae; Streptophyta; Magnoliopsida; Poales; Poaceae
Product: zinc finger protein ZAT5-like
Exons: 1
Coding region: 568-1653 (361 amino acids)
Source: RefSeq, a predicted model, not a curated record